AUGUCUAGCUUCACUCAUGCCACCACACUACUCCAUGCUCACAUCAAAACCAAACACAAAAUCACUUCAAACAACAACAUUAACCACAACCACACCAACAACAACCAUUCACCUUCUAAACAAAAUGCAACCAAUAGAAGAAAUUUAAUUUCAACAUUUCUAGCCACAUCAAUGGUUGUUGGCACAGCACCAUUAGCAUUAGCACAGAAUUGGGGCACUCGUUCUUUCAUUAGAGAACAUUAUUUCGAGCCAGGACUUUCCCCUGAAGAUGCAGUUUUAAGGAUAAAACAAACAGCUGAAGGGUUACAUAAUCUUAGGGAAAUGUUGGAAACUUUGUCUUGGAGGUAUGUUAUGUUUUAUAUAAGAUUGAAACAGAAUUAUCUUGAACAGGAUUUGAAAAAUGCUAUGACUACCUUGCCGGAAAAUCGUCACAAAGAGUAUGUCAAAACUGCUAAUGAAUUGGUUGAUUACUUGACUGAGAUGGAUCGAUAUGUUCGAUCGCCAAAGGUAUAUGAAUCGUACUUAUAUUACGAGAAGACAUUGAAAUCAAUAGAUGAACUUGUAGCUAUGUUAGCAUAG
This is a messenger RNA of Lathyrus sativus (Indian pea), 579 nucleotides long. Lineage: Eukaryota; Viridiplantae; Streptophyta; Magnoliopsida; Fabales; Fabaceae. The record is from the annotation of a GenBank genome assembly.